Messenger RNA from Aspergillus affinis, 1416 nucleotides. RefSeq lists its product as uncharacterized. NCBI's taxonomy places the organism in Eukaryota, Fungi, Ascomycota, Eurotiomycetes, Eurotiales, Aspergillaceae. Bases 1 to 1416 code for a protein of 471 amino acids. The record is from RefSeq and is a predicted model, not a curated record. The transcript has 2 exons.
AUGAAUGUCUGGUCUGGAGCUCUUGCGCUAGACAGCGAGUCCCAACUCCAAGGUCUACAGCUCAUUGACCGGUCCUCCAGUUGGCAAUCGGAUCUAUCCAGAGACUGCACGCUCGGGUUUCGAUGCUUCGUGAACCCCGCGUUAAUACCACUAUAUGCGAGAGUCGGUCCGAACUUGGAAUUGCAUACGACACACCUCCCAACGUUACAAUGGCUGAAAGGAAAGCUGCUCGGUGGGGUCUGGCUAGACGAGGAGGAUCUGGAUAAAUUCCAAACCAUCCAGUGUCCUGUAGGGUUUCUAGUCAGUAUCAGCAACUGUAAAACGUCGGCGUCGACCACGACGGAUCUACUUGUUCACGGCGUCCUAUCGAGCGCGACAUCGUUCGGACGGCCUCCUACUCCGCCAACAUCCUCCUCGCCAGGCUCCGGAGAGCUUGCUGGCCCAACGAUCCGACAGGAGCUGCGGAUCUACGCCACGCCGCUGUCCGCCUCUCUCAUCUCCAAAGCGCAAUGUCUCCCGUCUCCGGAUCAGACAGGGGCGCUGGCUGGCGACGGGCGAUCCGCGGAAUUUCUACCGGACAUCCGAUCCCCAAGUCCCAAGCGCAAGCGAGUUGCAACACUCUUUGAAACGGUCGCGCAGCAUCACCGGCGAGUACGACAGAAGGGUGGCGAGGCCGUGUCCCAAUUGAUGGCGCACUCGCUCUCUCAGUCCUCUCAACAACAAAAACAACGGCAGACCGGAACCCGGGGCGUUAAAGAAGAAUCCGAGGAACCCAACUUGUUGGCCUUGGAUCGCAACGCAUCGCAGCGGUCACGAUCUCUGUCGGUCGGGACGAAUCUGCUCUCUGGCAAACCGUUGGAGUCGCGGGCGGAACCUCCGCGGCCCAGCAGUAACCGCAGCCACGCGCGUGAAUUCGCCUUGCGGAGGAACACACCUAUUCCGUUUGUCGAGUCCAUCGUAAAGGGAAAGCGGGAGCCAUCGCCGGCACUACUAUCUUUUGAAGGGAAACAGGAGCCAUUGUCGACUCCAAAGGAUGUCGAGGGUAUCAUUAUGGACAACAAGAAUACCAUCACACGUACGAUUUUAACAUGCAUGCGGUUAUAUGGAUACAACAGGACCACGUCCCGAUCUGGAGGGUCAAGCAAACCCGCCACGGGGACCAACACCCCAGACGAGGAUUCUCGUCUGACGAUGGAUGGCAUUCCAUUGUCCACGUCCGCCUCUGGUACGGACGAAGAUGAGUUCAAGGCAAUGUACCAUGCUACCUACCGCGCCUCAACGUUUGCACUCCGAAAAUACCUGAAGGAACCACCUGCCGACGGCGACCCAUCGAAGGUAUUGCCGCCGUUGCUGGACAAAGGCAAGGCGAUGAACUAUAUUGAUGAAUUCCUGCGAUUGUUCUGCGAGGAGAAUUAA